AAAGUGCAAAUGGAGGAGUAUCACAACUUUACGCUUAAAUACUCCUUCUUUGCGCCCCAUACCCCUCUGCCCCCUUCUCUCAUUUCCUCACACCAUCUUCAUUUGCCGCCACACACAUUCCUCCUCCUCCGUCACACCUUCUCCUCCAUCCAGGUUGCGGGAAGAUGGGAGCUGGCGGCCGAACCUCUGUUCCUCCUUCAAACAGGACGGUCGAGGCUGACUACGCCAAGCGAGUUCCGCAUGAAAAACCUCCCUUCAGUCUCAGCCAAGUCAAGAAGGCCAUCCCACCUCACUGUUUUCAGCGUUCUGUUAUCCGCUCAUUCUCCUAUGUUGUCUAUGAUCUCACCAUAGCCUUUUGCCUCUACUAUGCCGCCACCAAUUACUUCCACAAACUCUCUUCUCCUUUAUUUUACUUGGCCUGGCUUCUCUAUGGGGCUGUCCAAGGUUGCAUCCUUACCGGUGUUUGGGUCAUCGCGCACGAAUGUGGCCACCAUGCAUUCAGUGAUUAUCAAUGGCUUGAUGAUACAGUUGGCCUUGUUCUCCACUCUGGCCUCUUGGUCCCUUACUUUUCAUGGAAAUACAGCCACCGUCGCCACCACUCCAACACCGGUUCCCUUGACAGGGAUGAAGUCUUUGUGCCAAAGAAGAAGUCUAGUAUUGCAUGGUGGUCUAAGUACCUUAAUAACCCACUAGGAAGAGUCCUCACACUCACUAUUACCCUCACCCUCGGUUGGCCACUUUACUUGGCUUUUAAUGUCUCGGGAAGGCCUUACGAUAGGUUUGCUUGCCACUAUGACCCAUAUGGUCCAAUCUACUCCGAUCGCGAACGACUUCAAAUAUACAUAUCAGAUGCUGGAGUGCUUGCAGUUUCCUAUGGUCUUAUCCGUCUUGUCAUGGCAAAAGGCCUUGCCUGGGUUGUGGCUGUUUAUGGUGUUCCAUUGCUAGUGGUCAAUGGAUUCUUGGUGUUGAUCACAUAUUUGCAGCACACUCACCCUGCAUUGCCACAUUACGAUUCAUCCGAGUGGGACUGGUUGAGGGGAGCAUUGGCGACCGUGGACAGAGACUAUGGAAUCCUGAACAAGGUCUUCCAUAACAUCACUGACACACAUGUGGCACAUCACUUGUUCUCCACAAUGCCGCAUUACCAUGCAAUGGAGGCUACAAAUGCAAUAAAACCAAUUUUGGGAGAGUAUUAUCGGUUCGAUGGGACUCCAUUUUUCAAGGCAAUGUGGAGAGAGGCGAAAGAGUGUCUCUAUGUUGAGUCGGACCAGGGUGCUCAGAAUAAAGGUGUAUUCUGGUACAACAAUAAGUUGUGAUAACUAGAGCUGCUGUCCAAGUUGUGGUGUGUUUGGUCGGAAAAGUUGUUUAGUUUAAAGUUUCCAUUCUGCCAAUUAGGAUGGUUGAUUAUUGGGAAUAAUUCUAUUGAACCCUGAUAUUGGUAGUUAAAAGUAGUUUUAUAGUUUGCUUGAUUGCAGAAUAAGACAUGGCAUGUGUUAAACAGUUAGAUUAUUGCACAAUGGUUUGAAAUUGGUGCAUGUCAACUGUGUGUAAGUUCUUAUUCUGGUUGAUGCUUGUUCUUAUUUUGUCACUCAUGGCUUUUGAUUCCAAGUCAUUAGUAGUAUAUAUUCUGUGAAUGGUGCAAAAUUAUGGACCACUGUCUGUAACAAUUUGUAUUGGUAUUCUACUGCUAGUUAAAAUUCUUAGGAGAGUAGUGUAGACGUGGAUGGGUAUGUUGAAGAAUCGUAUCAUGGUAAUAAAAUAAUAUAAUGUGCCUUUCACUUUAUCAUUAA
Arachis stenosperma is the source of this 1790-nucleotide messenger RNA. Its product is annotated as omega-6 fatty acid desaturase, endoplasmic reticulum isozyme 2. The transcript is spliced from 2 exons. Gene Ontology annotation, biological process: lipid metabolic process. Lineage: Eukaryota; Viridiplantae; Streptophyta; Magnoliopsida; Fabales; Fabaceae. Bases 165 to 1316 code for a protein of 383 amino acids. Gene Ontology annotation, molecular function: oxidoreductase activity, acting on paired donors, with oxidation of a pair of donors resulting in the reduction of molecular oxygen to two molecules of water. The record is from RefSeq and is a predicted model, not a curated record.